Molecule: messenger RNA, 1148 nt
Organism: Engraulis encrasicolus (European anchovy)
Lineage: Eukaryota; Metazoa; Chordata; Actinopteri; Clupeiformes; Engraulidae
Gene: kti12
Product: KTI12 chromatin associated homolog
Exons: 9
Coding region: 66-938 (290 amino acids)
Biological process (GO): tRNA wobble uridine modification
Source: RefSeq, a predicted model, not a curated record
UAAUAGGAACGGAUAUAGUUGAAAGUAAGGGGGAAUCGUCGGACAAUUGCCAGUGCUGCACAUAUAUGUGGCGUGCAUCCACAGCCUUUUUAGAAUCUACCGGUCUGAAAAUGCCUCUUAUAAUAAUGUGUGGUUAUCCAUGCAGUGGGAAAUCAAAACGCGCAGAGGAGUUGAAACAAUAUUUUACAGAACAUACAGACAGGAAGGUUCACGUUAUAGCUGAUGACAUCCUAGGAAAUGAAAAGAAUUGUGUUUAUGCGGAUUCUCAAAACGAAAAAAGUUUGAGAGGCGCCCUGAAAGCAGAGGUUGAACGUAAGAUCACCAAAGAUGACAUUGUCAUUUUGGACUCCUUAAACUAUAUUAAGGGUUACAGAUAUGAACUUUUUUGUAUUAUAAAGCACGUCCAAACUCCUCAUUGCCUGGUUUACUGCUUGACGUCAGCUGAAGUAAGCACAGACUGGAACAGGAGUAGAGAGGCUGGUGACCAGUACACGCAGGAGAUUCUAGAUGCACUAGUGUUACGUUUCGAAGCACCAGACUCCAGAAACAGAUGGGAUAGCCCCCUCUUCACCAUUCAGAUGGAAGACACGAUGCCGUUCGAGGCCAUAUCUGAUGCCAUCUUCAAGAGGAAAGCACCACCCCCAAACCAGUCCACCCAAAGCCAACCUCUGUCAUCAACUAAUUUCUUGUAUGAGUUGGACAAAGUCACCCAAGAUGUGUUGAUGGCCAUUCUGGACUCCCAGAAGACCAGUGUGCCUGGAGAUUUAAUUGCUAUUCCUGGAGCCACAGAAAAAAUGGAGCUAAACCGAAGCAUCAACAUGGCAGAACUGAGGAAGCUACGUCGCCAGUUCAUCAGCUAUACCAAAAUGCACCCAACUGAGAACAUUGGGCAGAUAGCUAAUAUGUUUGUGCAAUAUCUUAACAAGAGCAUGCACUAGUUUUCUAAUAUGCUUUUAUUUUAACUGAUCAUACAGGUCAUCUUUAAACCUAUAACACCUGUUUGCCUUUCCUGAAUUGUGACAUAAGACACGUUUUUUUGUUUACGAGGCGUUUUAUGAAAUCUGUAUAUUUUUAUUAGAGAAAUAAAUGAAAUUUAAAAAUUCUGAAAAAGUUUUAUUCUUUUUGAAGUGCUGCGUAUGGCAGUGCCA